GAGGAAACGGAGUCCGACGACCGAGUGAGUUCCCUUUUUCAUAGUUGAAAGAAUAUCAGUCUGGAGGCGCUGUGAAAGCCGAACUCGUACGUUUCGGCACGAACGUCUGUCAGUCGAUCGUACACCGCAGUCGUGCUCGAGCGAACGAGCGGGCUUUGUCGUCGUGUACUGUUGUCCUCUCUCGUUUCCAAAGUAUUGUUUCCGAUCUCUGUGGCGAUUUUCUCGCUCACCACGAAUCGAUCGGCGUCGAGAUGACGUUUUGGCCGUCUCCUCGUUGAAUCAACUGUCCCGUGGAGUUUAACCAACUGUGUCAGGAUGAUGCAGGAAAUCACAGACCAGUCCUCCAGGACGGUGCUCUUGAACACGUUCGUGGUGAAGAAGAAACGGUGCAGGGUCUACUUUCAUCGUGGCACGCUGAUCUGGGAAACAGAGAAACCACCGUACACAAGAUGGACACUACCAAUGACGGACGUGCUCGCGGUGCGUUACGGAGAUGAUUGGAUACCCGGUGUGAACGUCAAGGAAAAGCAGCCACCUACGUCACCUACCUCACCCACUGUGUGUCCGACGAAUUUUAUUCUUCAUUACGCUGUACGAGGGCCAAAAAACAAAUGGAGCCAUCACAGCGUCACGAUGAGCCACACCGACCCCAGGCAGGUCGCCUCUUGGGUCAAGACCAUCCGGAAUUACCUCAUGGGAUUGACACAUCGUCCAAGGAAGAUUUUGUUGUUCGUUAACCCUUUUGGAGGGAAGAAGAAAGGGUUGAAGAUUUGGGAGAAGGAUGUACAGCCUUUGAUGACUAUUGCUGGAAUUGAAACGAAGAUGCUGAUCACUGAGAGGAUGGGUCAUGCUCGUGAUACCCUCUUGAACGCUGAUCUUAGCGAUUUUCAUGCAGUGGUGUGUAUCGGUGGGGAUGGCACCCUAGCUGAAAUUAUCAACGGCCUGGUAUUGAGGACCUCGAAGGAGCUCCAGGUCGAUCCAAACAACCCGGAAGCGACCCUACCCUCUCCUCGACUUCCGAUCGGUGUAAUUCCCAGCGGAAGUACCGAUACGGUGGCUUAUAGCCUCCACGGGACGACAGACGUGCAAACAGCCGCCAUACAUGUCAUUUUCGGCGAAAGUACAGGUCUGGACAUCUCCUCGGUGCACAAAGAUCAAACGUUGCUCAGGCUGUACGCAAGCAUGCUCAGUUAUGGCUAUCUGGGAGACGUGAUACGGGAUAGUGAAAAGUUCCGCUGGAUGGGUCCUCAGAGAUACGACUACUCUGGAUUUAAAAAGAUUCUCGCUAACAAAGGCUACGAAGGGGAGAUUCAGCUUCUUUCUGAUCCUUGUCAUCCGGCUACCAGCACAAGAUGUAUAAAAAACUGCACCAGGUGUCUGCAACAUAUGCACAACAGCGUUCCAGAUAAAGAAAUAUCCAGAUGGAUGACUGUCAGGGGUAAAUUCUUUAUGGUAAACGGUGCAAAUCUCGCCUGUGCCUGUUCUAAGAGUCCUAUGGGAUUCAGCCCCCAUUGUCACGUGGGAGAUGGUUGUGUAGAUGUAAUCCUGGUUCGACAUACCUCGCUUUUUAACAAUAUCAGGAUGCUGUUGAGGUUGUCCAGCAAGGAGAAGACUGUGUACGAUCUACCAUUCGUCGAAGUGUACAGAGCAAGAGAGUUCACGUUUCGUGCCAUGCCCACCAUGCACAUGCAGUCCAACAACGAGAUUAACAGCCGCUAUAUGAAGUCGAACCUGAGCGUGUGGAACUGCGACGGAGAGGUAGUCGAUAGCUCCAACGUGAAAAUCAGGGUACACUGCCAACUAGUGAACGUAUUUACGAGACGAGCCCAAGAACCAGUUCACGAGCGACCCUGCUUCUGUUAGUGUCGAGAGUCAACUGGCGUUCCAGUGUCGUGCUGCUUAUAAUAAGCGAACGAUAGUCGCGUGUUUCCACGGAACAUGAAGCCACAUUCAA
Molecule: messenger RNA, 1954 nt
Organism: Habropoda laboriosa
Lineage: Eukaryota; Metazoa; Arthropoda; Insecta; Hymenoptera; Apidae
Gene: Cerk
Product: ceramide kinase
Exons: 8
Coding region: 316-1863 (515 amino acids)
Molecular function (GO): kinase activity
Source: RefSeq, a predicted model, not a curated record